This is a messenger RNA of Rotaria sordida, 3546 nucleotides long. The record is from the annotation of a GenBank genome assembly. NCBI's taxonomy places the organism in Eukaryota, Metazoa, Rotifera, Eurotatoria, Philodinida, Philodinidae.
AUGACAGCUAAUCCAAAAGCAUUAUCAAUUGUUGCUAAAUGUGCAUUAUGUUCAAUAAAAACUGAAUUAUUUAUAUGUCCACAUUGUGAUGAAGUUAUAUGUCAAACAUGUGUUAAUAAACAUCAAUCACAAUUAAAUGAAACACUUAAAGAACAUUGGUUAAAAUGUAAAACAAAAUUUCAUAAUUUAUGUCAAUUAUCAAAUACAUGUGAUAAAGAUUUUGUUCUUGUUGAAAAUGAAAUGUCUCGAAUACGACAAAUAAUUGAACAACAAUAUUUAGAUGUUGUUGAAUCAAUUGAAAGUGAAAAAAAUACUUUAUUAAUAAAAUUAGAAGAUUAUAUUAAAUCAAUAACAUCAAAUGUUAAACAUAAAGAUCUUCAACAAUUAUUUAAUUCAAUUAAUCAACGACUUGAAGAUGUUUUUCAAAAUUCAAAUACAGCAUACAAUGCGGAUGAUUUUCUUUUAGAAAUAGAACAUUUUAAUAUGCAGAUUUCUAAUCGACUAACACAUAUACAAUCAAGUAGUUUUAAAUAUCCUUAUUUAAAUCCUUCAAAACCUGUGAUUAUAUCCGAUAUAUUCGGUGAAUUACAAUGGAAUUCUAAACCAAUGUCAAAUCGUAAUUUAUCUCGACCAUUAUUUAUUACAACAAGCGGACAUGGUUCUAUACAUACAAGUGAUGAAUUACAAGAUGAAUCCUUAAGUGUAUCAGAAGAAGAUUCAAUACCAGUACCUGUCAUGCGAAGACAAAAACAAUGGUCAAUUGAUGCAUGUGGUGUACCACAUUUUUUAUGUAUACUUUCAAAAAAAAAUUAUCUUCUUUUUGCUUGUGAUAAAUAUGGUUGUAUUGAUUUGUAUCAACUUGAUGGAACUGAUCCAAGUAAUACACCUCGUCAUUUACGUCAAUUUGAUUUAUUUCCUGGUAAUAAUACCAAUCAAAAAGCACAAAUAAUCGAAGCUUUUACUGUUUAUACACCAUUUAUUGUUGUUUCAGCUCAUUUAAGUGAUCAAACAGAUACAAGUUCAGUAUAUUUUUUUGAUCAUCGUGGUAGUCAACAAGCUGAUACUUGUUUACAAAAUUUUCCUGUUCGACAACUUUCAGCUGAUCCUAGUUUUAAAUGUUUAUGGGGUGUUGAUCGUCAUCAACAUACAAUUUAUUAUAAUCAAUUACCAAUGAAUGUUAGUCAAAUUCAACUAUCGAUUGAACAUCGAGCAGAUUUCAUUAAAUUUGGACGAGAUUUUGAACCGAUUAGAAUAACACAAAAUCAAACAUCAAUUGCAGUUGUUGAACGUAAUUCUCAAAGUGUACACAUAUUUGAUAAACAAACAAAAGAACAAAUAGAUGAAAUACAAAAUCUUUUACGUACUGAAGGUUCAUUUCGUUUAUGGAAUGUUUUACUUCGUGAUAAUAAUUCAAUGGUACUUAAAUUAGAUGAAGAUUUACCACCAUAUAGUCGACCACAAACAAUUCAUCAUCUUAUUGUUGAACUUGAUUCAAAAGGUAUGCCUAUAUCACAAAUAGAACGUACAGCUGUUUAUGGUCUUGCUAUUGGACCAAAUCAAGAAAUUUUACUUGGAUGUUGUUUUGAUGAUAAAACAUUAAUAUUAAUAUGUCCUAAAUGUAAAAAACUUCAUCAAUAUAAUUCACGUGAAGAAUUUGAAAAUCGUUGUAUGCCUGAUGGAUUUCUUGCAUCAAUGGUAACACAAUUUAAAAGAAAUCAAAGUCGAUUAUCUGGAUUAAAAUUUCGACCAACAUCAGUUAAUUCACAAAUGUCAAUAACUUAUGGAUUCUUACAAGUAUCUACACCAGUGCGUAUGUUAUCACAAAACAUUAAUUCAAAUUAUGAUCAAUCAUAUUCAGAACAUUCAACACCAUCAAUAUUUAAUCAACAAAGAUCAUCAUCAGUUUUAUCACAAUCAAUAAAUCGUUUACUUAUAGCCAAAUGUCAAUCAUGUAAUAUAAAAGGAGAACUAAUUGUAUGUACUCAUUGUGAUAAUGUUAUCUGUAUUAAAUGUGUUGAUGAACAUCAAAAUAUAAUUAAUAAUGAUAUUAAAGAUGAAUGGAAUCUAUGUAAAAUUAAAUUUCAAACACUUCAUGAACAAUCAAAUUGUUUCGAAACUGAUCUAGAAGAAUGUAUGUGUAAAGCACAUCAAUUGCAGAUAUUAAUUAAUGAACAAAGUGAUAAAUUAAUACAAACAAUUAAUAGUUAUAAGAAUGCUUAUAUUGAUUUAAUUGAAAAACAUCGUCGAACUUAUAAACAAUUUUUUGCACAUGAACAAGUGAUUGAUGAGUAUGAAUCAAUUGAUAAACGUAUUAAUGAUUUAUUAAGAUCUAGUGAUAUAACUGCUGAAAAAAUCAGUGAUUUUUCAUUUGAAAUUGAACAUCUUGAAGGUCGAUUAGAUAAUUUCAAUAAACUUUUGAAUUUACAUGGAUUAAAGUUUCCCGUACUUACAUUACCUGAAAAAAUUGAUAUUUCAUUACUUCUUGGUACAUUAAAAUUUAUUCCAUUAGAUUCUUAUUCAUCACAACUUUCAAAUAUUUAUAAUAAUUUACAACUUGAAUCUGAGUAUGAUGAUAAUAUAUUUAUUGAAACAAAUCUUAAUAAAUCAACUAUAAACAAUCAACAAUUAUCACCAUUACCUAUUCCAAUAGUAUCAAAGAAAAAACUUUUAUGGCAACUAGAUUAUAAAUCUGUACCAUAUUAUAUUCGUACUUAUAAUAAUCAAUUAUUUGUUUGCGAUAAAUAUGGACAUAUAUCAAUAUAUGAAUUCAAUAAACUAAAUGAUUAUCGACAAAAACCAACAUUUAUACGUGAGAUAAUAUUAUUUAAUGAUCAUCCAAUAUCAACAGUUACUACUGAUGAUCAAACAAUAAUUGAUUCAUUUGUUGUUUCUAAAUUAUGGAUUAUUGUAUUAAAACGUAAAAAAACUGAAUUAUAUGGUAUAAUAUAUUUAUUUACACAUGAUGGUAAAUUAAUACCAAAUGGUAAAUAUUUACAUAAUUAUCCAUCACGUGAAUUAACAAUUGAUAUAGAAACAAAUAUACUUUGGUCGCUUGAUCAACAACAACUUUGUCUUUAUUAUUAUCAAUUACCUGAUCAAAUAGAAUAUUCUAAUAAAAUUGAAAAUUAUUUUCAAAAUCGUUAUUUACAUGUACAAUUUCCUAAAACAUUUAUACCAAAACAUAUAUCUCUGAAUAAAAAUGUUUUAGCAGUCUUAGAUAAAAAACGACAAGCUGUACAUGUUUAUAAUAAACAAACACGACAAGAACUAUAUGAACAUGUUAGUAAUUAUAAUAAUACAACAUAUUUUUGUUGGGAUAUGGCAUUAUUUUCUGAUAAUAGUCUUCUUAUUAAACUUGAUGAAACAAAUUCAUUGAAAACAAAUUCAUCAAAACAUAUUUAUUUACAGCUUGAUACAACAAAUCAACAUCAUGUUAUUGGAAUGAUUGAAGAGAUUGAUGCAUAUGGAAUGAUAAUUACAUCAACUGAUGAAAUUUUUAUUGGAGUUAGAAUAAAUAAACAAGGGAUUAUUAAAUGUUAUGCUUGA